This is a messenger RNA of Ostrea edulis (European flat oyster), 1388 nucleotides long. RefSeq names its product leucine-rich repeat-containing protein let-4-like. Gene Ontology annotation, molecular function: protein binding. The transcript has 2 exons. Bases 19 to 1362 code for a protein of 447 amino acids. The record is from RefSeq and is a predicted model, not a curated record. Lineage: Eukaryota; Metazoa; Mollusca; Bivalvia; Ostreida; Ostreidae. Gene Ontology annotation, cellular component: extracellular matrix.
UAUCAGUCAUUGUACAAUAUGAAGCAGGUUGCGCUCGUCGUCCUCUCUCUUCUUUCUUGGCAUUGUCUCGCUUGUCCAUUCCCGCCCCCAUGUCGAUGUGAUGCCAGCUCUUCCACUGUGUACUGUAGAAGCUUAAAUCUAACAUCGGUUCCACGGAUUACCCCAAUCAACGGCUCGUGGACAAUUUUCCUAGAUGACAACCAUCUGAAUAAUUUACCAGCAAAUGUGUUUCUUGGGAUAAAGGUGCAUAUGUUGGUCUUAGAUAACAACGAAAUAGAAAGGAUAGACGAACAAGCCUUUAGUGGAAGCGAGGAUUCUUUGAUCUUUUUGGACAUCAUUGGAAAUAAAUUAUCAUCGUUGCCAAAAGCAAUUGCAGGACUUAAUAAAAUAAUGUCACUCUCCGUCUCCAGAAACCCAUUGUCUGAUUUAGAUGAACACGUCGUGCUGAACAUUUCCAAGUCCUUAAUGUUUUUAGACUUUGGAUCGAGUGAAAUGCUGGAAUGGCCGAAAAGUAUGAAAUAUCUUACAAACCUUGCUUCCAUCGAUAUAUCGGAUUUAACAUUCCCCAGCCUCCCGGACGACGUAUUCCAGCCAUGCGUGACGUCCUUGAACGUCCUCGGAUUACACAACACAAGCGUAACAAGGCUUCCCUCUUCAAUUACCAAGUUGGAAGCUCUUCAGAAUAUCAAAUUAAAUGGAAAUCAUAACUUGUCAUCUGAAGCAAUAUCCAAAAUGGUGUCCAACCGUCUCCCCGGUUUAAUUGACGUGACAUUCCAAAACAACGGCUUAGAUACUCUUCCAAACAUUUUUCUGAAAGCAAGUCAUUUAUACAUCAUUACUGUCGCAGAUGAACCUAUUUCAUCGUUAGAUGACAAUUUGUUCUCGUCAGAUUUCAGCUCCAACUUCCAAGUGAUGCGGAUGAAUAACACCAAAUUAUCCCGCGUUCCAUCCUGUAUUUCAAAAGUCAAAAGUAUUAAACGACUGGAAAUCACAUAUAGUAAUAUUUCAUCAAUUGGAGACAACGAUUUCAAUGGCAUGACGGACCUGAACACCCUAGUCUUAUCGGGAAACCCCCUGACUGAAAUAUCUGAUGGAGCCUUUCAGAAGAACGAGAGGCUGAGCUUCUUAGUUUUUGAGGAAACGAAGCUACAAAGUAUACCACGUGCUAUUCAGAACUUAACGUCGCCCCAGCUCCUGAACUUAUCGGGGUGUUCUAUCCAAUGUACGUGUGAAAAUCUUGGUUGGAUGAAGAAUUGGAGAACUAGACCGACAUAUUUUCAAAUCGUUGGAGGAUGUAGCAAUAUGCAUAGGGAUCUGAUGAGCUAUGUUAACGAAGAAAUACCAAAAUGUCCGAAUAAGUAAUUCGAUGAAAUUGAAUGAGAUACUUG